AUGCCUGUAAGUUCGCGUCGUUGUGGAAUGAUAACGCGCCGCGAGGCUGAACGGUUAUGCAAAAGUUUUCUUGGUGACAAUGCCCCUCCUAGAUUGCCAGAGGAUUUCGCUUUCACUGUAUAUCAUAAGUGCGCUUGGGGUUGUCGUGGCUCUUUUUUGCCGUCUCGCUACAACUCAUCUCGUGCGAAAUGUAUUAAGUGCAGUUAUUGUGGCAUGUUCUUUUCGCCCAACAAGUUUAUUUUCCAUUCCCAUCGAAUUAGCACUGGUGAUAAGUACGUCCAGCCGGAUGCAGCAAAUUUUAAUUCGUGGCGUCGGCACAUGAUCCUGAGCGGCCAACCACCAGAGGAUAUAGUGCACGCAUGGGAGGAUGUUAAGGCGAUGUUUAAUGGUGGCACGCGCAAACGACUUAUGAGCCAUGGUUCAUCGGCGACGCAAGCUUCGAUAGCGGCACAAAGACAACAACAACAAAAAGAUCAGUUGAAACGCAAUAUGUGUGUCUCAACACCGGUAACAACCUCGCUGUCGACUGUGCCCAACGAGAGUGGCGGCGGCACAUUUAUCGCCGCAGCAGCAAAAAAUACUUUAGGUCCACAGGUCACCAGCCAUUAUCACUAUAAUGGCAUUGAAUUAUCCCCGCGCUGCAGUAACAGUAACCUGACUUCAAGCAACCCAUCACCCCCGCCUACCAAGCGACAGUGCGAUAAGCUUGAACAUAAUGUUGGGGCGCUAACAGCGGCAGCUGCUGCAGUGGUCAACGUCACAGCAGUUGCAGCAGCGGUAGGUUCCGUACGACCGCUAAACAUUGGCGCAACUAGCCACGGUGUAUCAUACCAUGGUCGGAGUGGUAACGUAUCUACUCUGCAACUGAGAGACAACAAUGAACACGAAAUGACGGUAAUGCCUCUCUCGCGCAACUUCAUGAUGGACUACAUGUGGCAUGCCCAUGCUGCGCAAAAUGCCGCAGUCGCAGCAGCGCAUAAGAACCGAGGUAAUAACACUAACGCAGGUAAUGUUACUGUGCCCUUUGGAUUCUCCGAUUGUGCUAUGAACUGGCUUAAGACGCCGUCGAUGAACAAUAAUGCCACAUUCUUCACUCAACUUCCUUUGGUAGCCAACAGCGGAACUACCGGUGGUCAAAGUAGUGAUAGCAACGACUUCUGCCCGCAACUACAAUAUGGCGGUUUCAAGCCGAACGCGAGCACAUCGACAGGCAACGGCUUAAAUACCAGCAAAGGAUUGGGGGGCUUGAACAAGUUUACUGAUGCGAAAAUAGCUUGUCUGCCUCAAUUCCUCUCAGCGUCGGCAUUCAAGCCAGUCUUGCAACAGAGUCAACAAAGUGCAUUCGAUGAAGUGAAAGCUGUCGCAGCAGCUUCGACUGCAGCAACUUUAACCACCUCGUCUGUUUAUCCCAGCGCUGUGACAGAAAAUUUCGAGAUUGCAACCAGAACAUCUCAAGAAAAGAUUUCUUCCUGUGGAUCGACGACAGUUGAAAUGACACUGCCAACGAUUGCUAUUCCUCCACUCGGUGCUACAAGUACAACAAACUCCACAGAGACAAAAGCUAAUGGUGCUGUGGCUGAAACUGCCUCCAAAGCAGCUGCCUCUCUUGCUUUCACAGUACACGCAAACUUUUGCGCUACUGCAUCAAAUGGAAUGCUGUUUGGUGGCCCAAUACCGCCGCCGGUGCCCCCGCCGCUUUCGUCUUCACUCUCAACCCUUCCUAACUCGCCUGGCGCGCCAUAUAGAGCACCUAUACUAGCAUCGACAGUAUCUUCGCAGUUAGCUUUGAAGAAGUGCGAGAAUGAAGUCAUAGGCACUUCCAUUAAAGGCUUUCACUCAACGGAUGACGAAAAUAACAACGACCCAUGCGAUGUCGACGACGAUGAAGUAGUCGAUAUUGAGACAACGGAGGAUGACACGCCUGCCAGCAAGAACUUAAAAGUGGCACUUAGCCUGACAUCUUGCCCACACCGGGACGAUGAUGGCAAAAGUUCAUCAGAGUUUUACAGUAUCAACCGUUGCAAUAAUAACAAUGACAAACAAUUCAUCGAAUCUGUUAUAGAUACUUCCUCUGAUGAAUCACCUGCGCCAGCGUCUUCGGUAGCAGCACCCCCUUGGACAAAUAGUUCAGCAAGUCCAGUGCCUAGGGAUUGCUAUAGAUGUGAAGAUCAACGAAAAUCUCCAAUACAAUAUUUCCAAGACAAAUCAAUACUAGGCAGCGCUGACGCAGAUAUCGCCGCUUGUCAUACCGUUGUCCAGAAGCUCCAGCUCCACGCGCAAUACAAAAACAGCAACAAUCAACCACCGGAAGCGGGUGAGCGCUUUCAACAGUCUCCAACUUACAGCAGUACGUCUAACGAUAGCUUCUAUAUUCAGGCAAAAUUCGAAAGCAAUAACAAUUCAUCCAGUUCUAUUGAAAUUAUGGAUACCAGUUCCAUACAAGAGAUAGUCCAACAACAUAAUGCGUAUAAUUUGGGAUCAUCACUUAUGUGGAAGAAACUUCUGAAUCCAGAGGUCGAAGGUACAUUGCCGGACUGCAAUCACUUCAACCAGAAGCCGUGUCACCUUCCCAUCAAAGAUGCGAUAUGCACUUAUGCUUACGAGAAACGUUUGCCGUGUGGUCAUGUGUGCCAGCUUAAGUGUCAUGUUAACAAAGACCCGGAACAUAUCGAGUACAAGUUCUACAGAGAUUGCGAUCGGAUUUAUGACAAUUGUGUGGAAAUCACACGUGUAAGAAACAAUGCUUCGAAGAAUGCGGACUGUGUCCAAAAAUUGUCGAGAAAACCCGCUCUUGCGGACAUCAUUCCAAGCCAUUUGUGUGCUCGAAGAAUGUAGAGGAAAUUGAGUGCGACAGACCUUGCAAGCGCAAGUUAAGCUGUGGUCACAAGUGCCCGUCGAAAUGGUGCGAACCAUGCGGAAGCUGUUCAUUCUCG
This is a messenger RNA of Rhagoletis zephyria (snowberry fruit fly), 2933 nucleotides long. RefSeq lists its product as uncharacterized. NCBI's taxonomy places the organism in Eukaryota, Metazoa, Arthropoda, Insecta, Diptera, Tephritidae. Gene Ontology annotation, biological process: negative regulation of BMP signaling pathway; negative regulation of transcription by RNA polymerase II. Gene Ontology annotation, cellular component: cytoplasm; transcription regulator complex; nucleus. Gene Ontology annotation, molecular function: SMAD binding; RNA polymerase II cis-regulatory region sequence-specific DNA binding; DNA-binding transcription factor activity, RNA polymerase II-specific. The record is from RefSeq and is a predicted model, not a curated record.